GCGACUGGAAGCAGCAAGUCUACACCGAAGCAGAGCUUUAGACCGAAAGAGAAGGCGUAUAGGAGGAGAACCUCCGUUAAGCAAAGAGACAUGAGAUGACAACACAGCUCACAAAACAAGUAUUAACACAUCCUCUUUACUUUUUAUUAACUGUAUUUAUUCUGCAUGUUUGCUGUAAAUGUGUAAAUAGGAUUUUUUUUUUUAAAGUCCUUCGGGAAAGUGGAAGAGUUUGUAUCUAAAUAUUCUUUUAAACCAUAGCAAAACGAUCAGAAGAAAUAACUAAAUAUUAGAAUUUGUGUGGGCAAACAGAAGCUCACCAAAACCACAUAAGAAGAUAGUAAGUCGGCAAAGCUGUCAUCAGAAGAAAAUCAUGUAGAAGAUUGCAGCAAAAGAAGCCAAUGUUAAACAAGUGAAUUGAGUGGUCAUUGAUUCUUACAAAACUUGAGUCUGUUUGUUUUGAAUGUAACAUUAAGUUGAGAUGGGUAGGCGAUCUGUAACCCACUUUUUCACUUGGUGAU
This is a messenger RNA of Phalaenopsis equestris, 518 nucleotides long. RefSeq lists its product as uncharacterized. The record is from RefSeq and is a predicted model, not a curated record. Lineage: Eukaryota; Viridiplantae; Streptophyta; Magnoliopsida; Asparagales; Orchidaceae.